This is a messenger RNA of Prinia subflava (tawny-flanked prinia), 676 nucleotides long. RefSeq names its product cleavage and polyadenylation specificity factor subunit 6-like. The coding region runs from base 185 to 676 and encodes 163 amino acids. The transcript is spliced from 3 exons. The record is from RefSeq and is a predicted model, not a curated record. Lineage: Eukaryota; Metazoa; Chordata; Aves; Passeriformes; Cisticolidae.
CAGCGGGGCCGGGGCGGGGGCGCGCGGGGCCGCCGCCACCGGGGGCCGCGGCGGGGGCGCGCGGCGCGUACCGGGGCGCGCAUCUCCGGUCCGGCCCCGGCGUGAGCGCGCCCCGGGGGAGGAGGAGGAGGAUGAGGAAGGGGUGCCGCGCCCGGCACGGGGAGCGGGGAGGUUCCCCGCCGGGAUGUCACCCUCUCCGCGGAGGCACAGGGCAGGGACGCGACGCGGGCAGCGGGGCCCAGGCCGUAGCCGGUGGCAGCGGGGCGGCCCGGGGCUACCGGCGGGGCCCGGCUCGGCGGCCGCUCCGCUCUCCGCCCGGCGCGAGUGUCUCCAGCCCGGCCUCGCUCCUCCCCCAGCCCGCACGUCCCCGGCAGCCCCGCUCCCCCCGCACGCCCCAGCUGCGAACGCCCCCGGUCCGCGGCGCCGCCAGCCUGCCCUGCACCGCUUCCCGGUGUUUCUCCGGCCGUCAUCCCGGGGCUCGACCCACGGCCCUUCCUGCACGGGCCCCCACCCCGGCGGUCCCCCCCCAGCGAUGGGCAGCGGGACCCCGGCAGCCCCGUCCCCCCGCCGCCCGCGCGCCCGCGGGCCAGAGGAGACGGCGCCGGGCACGGCCCGGGGAGAUGCCCUCGGCGGCCCUGACAGCAUCGGGUCCUCCCUGACCCUGCCGCCGCCCUGA